GAAAUAUUCACAAAAAUGGCACCGUGCUAGAUGGGUUUACUGUGCGCCAAGCUGUGCGACUGCUGUUGUUACCAUCAAACCAUCAGCUGUUGUCGGACUAGUUCGCCUGCGAUGGAGGAAUUCCAGGUGCUGAUCCUUGGACCCUCGGGCAGUGGCAAAACGGAGCUGGGACACCGCUUGAGCAGAGUGUCACGUGACCGGGAUGACCAGGAGGCCACGAAUGGUGUGCGUUGCUAUCGAAUGAAGUCAGCAGAGGAGCCAAUUGCACAGCUUCAGCUCACCGAAGUCGGUGGCAAUGUGGAGAUGCAGCGCCUGUGGAAGCAUUAUUAUGCCUCCUCGCAUGCCCUGAUAUAUUGCUUCGAUCUGGGUGCGGAUCCAAUGGUAAUGCAGGGCACAUUCUCACUGCUAACCGAUUGCCUUGUGGGCACACAGCUAGCUGGUAAACCAGUGCUCCUGGUGGCAUCACGUCAUCGCGUUGGUGUCCAGCUGUACGACGUGGAAUAUGCCUUCGGUUUGGAGGAGCUGGCCAAAUCGUGCGACUGUCCACUGCUCAUCUGUCACAUGGACGAGACGGAGGAUUUGCAUCGGGGAAUUCGAUGGCUAUGCCACCAGUUGAUGGCCAGAAAAUCGCAAUUGGAUCAGCGGAUUCGAUACGAUGUAAAUAUGCAGGUUUGGCAGCGUCGAAAGCGAUCGCUUUUACCCAGCGCAAAACUAGCUCAAGUUCAUAGACAUCGUUUUCGGCGACAGACACGAAAGAUAUUGCCUGCUAUCCAAGGAUUUGGUGGAACAAAAAAAAGGCCCAGUACAGCACCAUCCAAAAUUUUCUUUGUAAAUUCGCACCCAGAAGACUAA
Drosophila melanogaster (fruit fly) is the source of this 852-nucleotide messenger RNA. RefSeq lists its product as uncharacterized. The record is from RefSeq and is marked reviewed. The coding region runs from base 31 to 852 and encodes 273 amino acids. The transcript is spliced from 3 exons. Gene Ontology annotation, molecular function: GTP binding; GTPase activity. NCBI's taxonomy places the organism in Eukaryota, Metazoa, Arthropoda, Insecta, Diptera, Drosophilidae.